CAUUUAGUUACUGUGGGAAGGAGCAAUGAGCAAGAGGGGCAUAUAUAAGAUUUCCACCAUUGAAAAGUGGAUCAUUAGAAUCUUUCCCAAUACAUACAACAUCUUUCUACCCCAUCAUCAUUACCUAAGUUAUGUACUCUUUCCUUUGUUAGUUAUUGAUCAUUUCUUGCCACAUAUCUUGCAAUGUCUCUUCGCGCCCGAUUAACCUCUCCUGCAACUCGUCCUACUAACUAUACCCUUGAGGAGGCUACUGUCUACAUCAACCACCCUGGUUACGAGAACAGAUAUGGCUCGCUAUUGCAGUUCUUUCGUCGUGGUCCAGGGAUCGAGUACGAUUUGGUUCUUUAUGCUUGCUGUGUUGUAGCUGGUAAUCCUUGGCCUCGUGAGAUGCAACAGGGCCGGACAAUCCAGGCGCAAGCUGAUGGAAAGCCACCUAGCUACGCCUAUUUGUCACUGUAUAGAGAUCCCGAUAAACCAGCUAUCAGCCGUCCUGAUAAUGGCAUUCUUACUGAAUUAUCGUACUUUCUUCACGUUACCGAUCGCGGUGUACAAUAUCCGAUUACGCCUGCUUUCGAACAUUGGGUAUUCCCCCACGGCGAUAUACCUCCUCCUUGGCAAGGGCUUGAUAUAUCCCCCUUGCUUGAUGACGACAUCUCGUCCGUAGAUGAUGAUUCCCGGGCCUCCGCUAUGAGCCGCGAUAUAACCUGUCGAAUAACCAAAAGUCAUAUAGGACUAGAACAAGCCCAUAUAAUCCCCCAUGCUGAAGACCCGUGGUUUAGGUUAAAUUAUAUGGGGUUCUACGCUACCGGCCAAGAAGUCGAUAAUCUAAAGAAUACCAUUCUCCUCCGCGCCGAUGUACAUAAGAUAUGGGAUAAGAAUGAGAUCAUUUUAAUCCCUAAGAAACACGAGAAUACAUAUCACUUGGUUAGCCAUGCGUUCAAAACGAAACGUGGCGGUCAUUUCGAAAUAGAAGAGCUAUACCAUAAUCGCGAAUGUCAGGAACUACGCGGGAUUAGGCGAGAGUACCUAUUCGCCCGCUUUGCUUGGGCUAUCUUCAAUUCAAGAACUGUUACGCUUCUUAAUGGCAAGCGUGGUCCGUUCAAUAUCUUGCUAUCCGUAUCCGGUGAGGAUAAGCCUCGAGCCGAAGCCCGUACUUAUACCUUAAUAUCACAAAUUCCCCACGCUACGCUUCCCUAUUUCAACCAACCAAAUUCAAGCCGCUCUUCCUCUAAGAAACGGUCCAGAUCCCAAGCUAACGAUCAUCUCGGUUGGUAUCAUUCUAUUGGGGAUAAUGAAAUUGAAUAUGUUGAUAAUGGAGAUGGCGGACGAGCUAGCAAGAGUGUUGGUUGGUAUUAUUCUAUUGGGGAUAACCAAGUUGAAUAUGUCGACGAUGACGACGACGGGGGUAGCGCGUUGUGUAGCGCUGUUGGUACAGACGAGGAUAGCGGUCGUAUCGGUCGGAAGCGUAGGCGGUCUGGGAGCUUCGGCAGCAAGUCGCCUCCCCCCCUUUCGCAGUCUCUCAUUACCGUUAGUAGCGGCGGCCGGAGCGAUAGCACUGUCGCAAACCCGCUCGAUGCAGAAGUCGAGACGGAGUCUGGCUUAGAAGACAGUAAGGACGUAGCCCUGCCCGAUGGCCAGGAUAUAUUGCGCAAUAGGGAAGACCGGACGUAUUAAUACUGGAGGAUAUAGUGCAGUGAUUUUGGGUUUCUGGUAACUAAUGGUAAUUACUUUAAUUAACCACUUGUAUAUAUAUGUAGGUAUUUAAGCCAUUAAAUAAGUGCCCAUUGAAUUAUUGUAAU
Daldinia decipiens is the source of this 1799-nucleotide messenger RNA. RefSeq lists its product as uncharacterized. The record is from RefSeq and is a predicted model, not a curated record. The coding region runs from base 184 to 1674 and encodes 496 amino acids. The transcript is spliced from 2 exons. Lineage: Eukaryota; Fungi; Ascomycota; Sordariomycetes; Xylariales; Hypoxylaceae.